UCUUCCUUCUGGUUAGGACUCCAGCAGCCGAGCUACUUCACUCUUUUUCUAUUGCAGUUGCAGAUCGUGCAGAGCUGCUAGAGAAGAGGGCGUUUCAGGGGGAAGGAUAACUCUUUUUCAUCAGAGCCCUAUAUCUGAAGAAUUGGGUUUUCAAAUAAGUGAAGUAAAUCCGAGCUAACGGAGAAUAUAGCUAUUUCCCUCUCUCAGUUCUUUACAAGGAGCUUAGAUCUGUCGGUUCGAAUAUUUUAAAAAAGUUUGCAGAAAGCUCAGAUAUUGAAAAAUGCCGGAAAAAGGAGUAAACCCCGUCUUUCAUCCGUGCGUUUUCUGGCCGAAUGCGUGGUUACAGAAGCGUUUUCCGAUUUUAACAGGGGCAGUCUUUCUGGGUAUGUUGAUCAUUUGGAGCAUUGGUGGAUGUACGAUCAGAGACCGCGUCAGUUUUUGGCGGAACCGGCAAGAUUAUUUGACCCUGAAACUUCAGGCCGCGUUUAAUCAUUCCCAAGACCAUGACAAUCUCACUUAUUUCAGCAACUCCCUCGGUCCUGUUAAUCGGACGGACUCUCAUACGAAUCUGAUCCAUAAGGACCAUGACAUCUCCCAGUCACCUGCGAGCCCUCCUCAAUCGGAAGUGGUUUCUCAUCAAAAUGUGACUGCCGUCUCCGAUGAAAAACCUCACCAAAGUUUGACGCACUUGCCCACACUAUCCAAUUUUAGCUGGAUUUCUGUCCAAGUAGAACCAAACUUAACGUCGAAUCUCCUCUCUAGAUGGUUAGACCCUGGAGGCGAACCGUGUCGAGAUUCACGAACGGUUGAUAUAAGAAUCCCUGGUCUGGAUGACCAAAAGCCGGUGGAAUUGUCGGCUGGGAAGAUCCAUGAAUUCGUUAUCCAAGCGUUGGACCAGUCGGGCAAACCCCGUUGUUUGGGUGGGGACUAUUUCGAAACAGACCUCUCUGGCGAGUCCUGGAAAACUCGACCUCCGGUGAGAGACUUGGGCAAUGGUUCUUAUUCUCUUUCUCUUCAAGUUCAUCCGAAUUUCACUGGCGAAUACAACCUCACCGUCAUUCUUCUCUUUCGACACUUCGAGGGACUCAAGUUCUCGCCGCACCGGUUCGCCUAUGAUAGAGAGCUCCGACGAAUUCCAGUCAAAUUCUACAGAAGUAACGCUACGUUACCCCAAAUACGGACUUGCCGGAAAUCGGACUUCUCGAGGGACGUCUGGUCCGGCCGGUGGACGAGACAUGGCAAGAACGACGACUGCAAGAUUAGCAACGAUGGUCGAUACCGGUGCCUGAACCUCGAUUUCCCUUGCCAGAAGCCCUGGUGUGAAGGGUCGUUGGGAUCGCUAGAGAGUAAUGGUUGGGUUUAUUCGACCCACUGCGCCUUUCGGAUCUUCAUUGCAGAUUCCGCGUGGAAAUGCCUACAGAACAGAUGGAUAUUCUUCUGGGGCGAUUCGAAUCAUGUAGACACGAUACGAAACCUCCUCAAUUUCGUCUUCGACUUGCCCGAAAUCAAAGCAGUCCCGAGACGAUUCGACAUGAAUUUUACGAACCCAAGGAACAGAAUGCAGACGGUUCGCAUCACGAGUAUCUUCAACGGGCACUGGAACGAAACUCAGAAUUAUGAGGGCCUGAAUUCGCUCCAAGACGAGGAGUAUCGGAAUUUGUUAAAGCGGUACUUCUCGGAAGAGACGGUGCCGGAUACGAUUGUUAUGAAUUCGGGGCUCCACGACGGCGUCCACUGGAAGAACGUAAGAAGGUUUACGCAAGGAGCAGAGUACGCAGCGAGGUUUUGGAAGGACGUAAUCGAGUCGGUGAAGGGAAGAGGGAAGCGUGCACCGGAAGUCGUGUACAGAACGACGAUCGCGACGGGAGGGUAUGCGAGGGUGCUAGCCUUCAACCCGAGUAAGAUGGAGGUAUUCAAUGGGGUGUUAUUGGAGAAACUGAAAGGUGCAGGGAUCGUAUCGGGGGUGAUUGACGAUUUCGAUAUGACGUUCCCGUGGCACUACGAUAACCGGUGCAACGACGGUGUGCACUAUGGGAGGGCGCCGGCGAAGCUCAAGUGGAGGGACGGAGAGAUAGGGCACCAGUACUUCGUUGAUCUCAUGCUGUGUCACGUGAUAUUGAACGCCCUGUGCGCACGAUAGAUGGUAGCCGAUUUUUUUAUUUUUUUUGAAUGUUGAGAGAUUGCUCCAACUCAAAGCACAAAGACAAAGGAGUUGAGACUGCAACGAGACACGCACGACGUUAAGAGGAAGGAGAACUAUGGUCUAUGGGAGAGGGACCGAUUAUUCUUUAUUGGUUAAUUAUUUUUUGUUGGGGGGAGGGGGUGGGCAAUUCUUUAUUGGUUAAUUAAUUGGCACUUCAAUUAUCAUGUGAUGUUAGGCUGUUACUUAGCUUGUCUGUAGCUAAUGUCGUUAGGGUCGUAGUUAAUACAGUUUUAGAGCUGAAGCAAGAAUGAAAGUGGGUGGAAACCCACCUAUGAAGAGAUGUAUUUAUCACGUAAGUUACACGAACACUCGCUUGAUUUUCAAUACCUUCAGUCUAUUGAAAAAGUUUAGAAAGACUUUUGAUACA
Nelumbo nucifera (sacred lotus) is the source of this 2570-nucleotide messenger RNA. RefSeq lists its product as uncharacterized. Lineage: Eukaryota; Viridiplantae; Streptophyta; Magnoliopsida; Proteales; Nelumbonaceae. The record is from RefSeq and is a predicted model, not a curated record.